GAGUAUGUGCAGAUGAUGUCAUUGAAUGUAGGAGCAGAAGAUCCCACAGAUAUUGAUUGGUUAUCGAGUGAACUGGAUGACUUGGAGAGCUUUUCUAGUAAUAUAUCAAUAACCGAUAAAGAAAAUUCAGAUUAUGAUAUCGAUGAAAGCAAUAUUCACAUUGAUUUUGGUAACGACCAAUGUGUAAUUACAGAAGUAAUUGACGGCAAACUCAAAAAAUGUUCCAAUCCUACAUUUCGGUCAAUAAAGCAAAUGAUGGGUAUUUGGGAGUUGGACUUUGAUACGGUUGAUGGGAUUUUGAAACAAAGGAGUGAUUAUGCUUAUACCUUGCAAUUUCUUGGCGUAUGCUCAAGUCAUUUUAACUUUGAUCAGGACGGAUUACAUACGAGAGGAUCAAAAAUAGAGGUGGCAGAUGCUCAUUUCAUUCAUGAUCAGUUAUGGAACGUAAU
Molecule: messenger RNA, 449 nt
Organism: Ambispora gerdemannii
Lineage: Eukaryota; Fungi; Glomeromycota; Glomeromycetes; Archaeosporales; Ambisporaceae
Source: the annotation of a GenBank genome assembly